AUGUCCGGUUCCACAUGGCGAGGCACCCAACUCCGACUUGCAGAAGCUCGUCCUUCAUAUACUACCAGAUUGGAAGCAGAACGUCGUAUCACACCUGAAGCCAAAGCCAAGAAAGCAGACCGAAGACUUCGGCGGAUGAUAGCAGAAGAAGAUUUAGGUAAAAUGGCACAAGAUCAGAGACUUGUCACUUUCCAAAAUUAUCAAACGAAAAAGUUUUGGCAAUUGGCAGAUGGGCAUCUCAUCAGACCAAUGUGUAUGAGACCUUUACGACCGAUCCCUCAUGUAGGAACGAAAAUAGGAGACACCAAGAAAAGUAGACCGCCAUUAAGAGCGAGAAGAAGAGUGAUCGAUCCCCUGAAAUAUGGACAUAAACAUCUUCACGAGGUAGAAAUACUUGGAGACAGCUUAUGCGAAGAGAAAGUGAAUGUGGACGUUUUUGAAGAAUGGGUGUAUGAGGAUGUUGAGGAUGAAGAAGAGAGUGAAGAGGUGGGAUCGGGUAAAUGGAAGAGAGGUGAAGAAGAAGAAUAUGUAAAGGUGAAACGUCGAAGGAUUCAGGUGAUAGAUGUGGAAGAAGAAAGUCUUGAGGAUAUAUCCCAGGGCGAGGGAAGAAGAAGUAUAUCACCUUUAUUUUCAACGAGGGAAUACAGAGACUCGUCCCCUUUGUUCUCUCAACAUGAUCAUCACAACCUAUCUACACCAUCUUCCGAACUUGAUCACCAACGACGCAACUCUCUCAGUCCUGCGACGCAAGAAGUACAGGAAAAUGACGAACAAGAGAAUCCACCUAUAUCCAUUCCGCAGAGUUCCCCUCAUCGGGAUUCACCUUUAUUCCCUACCCAAAGUUUCGCCAGCCAUUCAAUCACUCAACAAUCCCCACCUCCGUCCUCGGUCGCUGGUAGACUUCCCACCACUUCACCCGUCCCGCCCAUCUCUCAGACUCCGGCGAUGGGUAAGACGCAUGUACCAUCUGAAAUUCUUCAAGCCGCUACGAUCGAAAAACAACGUGAUCUCUCCCUUCUCGCUUCUCUCCUGGGUGAUAUAUCAUCAUCACCCCUCUCUCCCGUUCGAUCAGUAAUUCAUGUAUCCGACACAGAGACGGAAGAAGAUGAUUACGAAGUGGAACACCCACGUACAAAACAAGAACAUUUAUUAUUUACAGAGAUGAACGAUGUGUCUAUGCUCUUAGAUCUCUCUCCACCUACUCCACUUACUCCACCGUCUCUCUUCGAAAACUUCCCGCAGGCGCUGCCUGAUCUCCUCAGCAAUAAGGGGGAGUCAGGGGGGAAAGACCUCAUGUCACUCUCGGGACGGACGGAUGAGGGAUUGCAUACCGAGCCAAACGAUGGAACGGGGUCAGACUCUACAAAACCUGAAAAAGAUAAUGACGGUGAUGAUUCGAUGUCUGAGAAAUCGGGAUCUGAAGGUGACGAUGCGGACAAGGCAUCUGAUGAAGAGGAGAAUACGGACGACCAUGACGAGUCCGAUAAAUCUGAAGAAUCUGAUGAUAACGACGUCAAUGAGGAAAAUCCCUCUGACUCCGACACAGACACUGAUUCCGAUGAUAGUUCUGACUCUCAAGAUUCCGACACUUCGGAUUCAGAUAGCGAUAGCGACUCGAAUUCAGACUUUGAUCCAAAUGAGGAGAAUGAGGAGGAGGAGGAGGAGGAGGAGGAGGGGGAGGAGGAGGAGGAGGAAGAGGAGGAGGAGGAGAACAAUGUCUCAGAGAGUACCAAACCUCCUAAUGAACACAUUCCCUCUAUCAACACCAAACCCACCUUGAAAGAUCUCUUCGCACCUUCCGCCGGUACUUCCUUCUCUCUCGCCCUGAAUGCAGACAUAGAACCAGAAGAAGAUCUCGACAUCAUCCUUCCACUUCCUCCUCUUGUCGAACACGAUGACCAAAGACAAGUGAUGGAAAUUGCCCCAAAGAGCCUAUAUGAUCCUUCUGCUGAACUACCCAUGUUCUUCCCCCCUUCACGACCUCAGAACGUUAUGCAAAGUCAUUUGAAGAAAGCCGAAGUCCCUACCAGAGCCAUGUGGGCGAGGGAGGGUGGGACGAGGGAAGAUUACGGGAUGAUGGAAGAUGAGGUGGCUGGUGAAGAAGGUUUUUGGAGACAGGAGACAGAUGCUGAGAUGGAGGAGAUUUGGCAAAGAGAUAAGUUGGAUUUGACUAGGGAAUGGAAGACCAGACAUCGAGAUGCUAGAAAACAACGAAAGAGAAAGGGGGUGCAGGAUGUGGAGUAG
Molecule: messenger RNA, 2244 nt
Organism: Tremella mesenterica DSM 1558
Lineage: Eukaryota; Fungi; Basidiomycota; Tremellomycetes; Tremellales; Tremellaceae
Exons: 3
Coding region: 1-2244 (747 amino acids)
Biological process (GO): regulation of DNA-templated transcription
Molecular function (GO): DNA-binding transcription factor activity; sequence-specific DNA binding
Source: RefSeq, a predicted model, not a curated record